Molecule: messenger RNA, 1329 nt
Organism: Triticum urartu
Lineage: Eukaryota; Viridiplantae; Streptophyta; Magnoliopsida; Poales; Poaceae
Source: RefSeq, a predicted model, not a curated record
ACUUGCGCCGCCAGGUCGUAGUAUAAAGCUAACCUCACCUCCACACAAAAACAUCAUCCGUUACUCGAUCAUCAAUUUCAUCAUUCUAUUGCCAAUACAGUUCUUGCGAAACACACACACAUACACACGGCGACUCAAGAUCAUGGCGGCUGCCAGAGAAAGACGACUGCCGCAGCUUCACCUCAAGCUCGACGCUCCCACGUGGGCCUUCCGGUGCCCCGCCCCGGCGCCGGUCACCGCGGCGACGCCGUCCACGUUGGCGGCUCGGCCGGACGGCGAGUUCCGCCUGAUCGACUUCUACCAGCUCUCCGUCCUUGGUCGCGGGAACGGCGGCACCGUCCACAAGGUCUCGCACCGCCGCACGUCGGCGCUGUACGCGCUCAAGAUCAUUCACCGCGGCCACCCCGGCGCCGACGAGGAGGUAGAAGUUGUACGGCGCGUCGACUCGCCGCACAUCGUCCGGUGCCACUCGGUGCUCCCGACGGCGUCCGGCGACUCCGCCUUACUCCUCGAGCUGAUGGACGGCGGUUCGCUCGACUCGCUCGUCCGCGCCGGCCAGGGAGGCUUCCCGGAGGAGGCGCUGGCGGAGGUGGCCGCGCAGGCGCUGUCCGGCCUGGCGUACCUCCGCGCCCGCCGCGUCGUCCAUCGCGACAUCAAGCCUGCGAACCUCCUGGUCAACAGUGGCGGGCAGGUCAAGAUCGCCGACUUCGGCAUAGCCGAGGUCGUCUCCCGCGCCGGCAAAUAUCGCGCGGCCUACGAGGGUACCGCCGCGUACAUGAGCCCCGAGCGCUUCGACACGGAGCGGUCGUUGCAGGGCGACAGCGACGAGGAGGGCCCCGUCGACCCCUACGCCGCCGACGUGUGGGGGCUGGGGGUGACCGUCCUGGAGCUCCUCGUGGGGCGCUACCCGCUGCUCCCCGCCGGGCAGGAGCUGACCUGGGCGGCGCUCAUGUGCGCCGUCUGCUUCGGCGAGCUGCCGGCACUUCCCGACGGCGCGGCGUCGCCGGAGCUCCGGAGUUUCGUGGCCGCUUGCCUGCAGAAGGAACACCGGAAGCGGGCGUCCGUCGGGGAGCUGCUCGUGCACCCGUUCGUCGCCGGGAGAGACGUAGCGGCGUCGAGACGGGCGCUACGCAAAUUGAUCGAGCAGCGGUGUUGAUAGACACGCGCGUGUAAAUGUUGAACUGUCACAUUCUCGAAUCGUGAAUACCUAAGCUAGGCAUUUGCACAUACAGACAGUGGACCAUACUUUGAGCUUCGAAGGGUCUCGCUCCCUGAGAGCAUCUCCAGCCCAUACCUUAUACACUACUGGAAUAACCAUAUAUGCCUACG